Messenger RNA from Cuscuta europaea, 2065 nucleotides. Lineage: Eukaryota; Viridiplantae; Streptophyta; Magnoliopsida; Solanales; Convolvulaceae. The record is from the annotation of a GenBank genome assembly.
AACUGAAAAAGCACAAAUCCUAUUCGGAAGUUGCUUUUCCGAAUGGGAGCUGAGGGCUGGGAUCGAACGGUUGUGGAGUAUAUUUUUGGUAGAUCGGACGGUUGGGGAAUCUUCACUCCGUAUAUAUAACGAUUCGCUACGUCCAAAAUCCAAAUCACAAUCCAAAUUCAACAACUCCUCCAAAUCAGACGAUCCGACGGCCACGCUAAUUCCAAAAUAUCUCGAUUCCAAUUGUUCAAUUUUCAGAUUUAAAAUGGCCGACCGCACUCCACGCCCUGGCCCCGUGGAUCGUUCAGUACUAACCUUGCCUCCGUAUACGCAUCGUGCCGAACGUGUGUGGCAUGACCCGUCGUUUAAUGACAUAUUGAAGUGCAUCAAUUGCCCCCGUGAUGCAUACGAUGCGGGUGGGCAGCGAAAUCCGAGAGUGUUGGUGCUGAUACGCGAUGCAGGUUUUCUGGGCGUAGAGCGGAUUGGCAACAUGAGGUUGGACCACUUCUUAAUAACAUCUCUAGUGGAGAGAUGGAGACCGGAAACACAUACUUUUCAUCUUCCCUUUGGUGAGGUUGGGAUCAGUUUACAAGAUGUAGCGAUCCUAUUGGGUUUGUCCAUCGAUGGUAUGCCCCUGAGUGGUCCAACCGCAAACACAAAUGCUGCUUGGAUACAUAUGUGCACAGAGUUGGCAGGUUUCACUCCUCAUGAGAGUGAUUUGGAGCGCGGUGUCGAAAUUAAGUGUCGUGCUAUUACGUGUACCCCGAUCCGCCCUGAAAGUACCGAAGAAGAGGUCACCCAACACGCUAGAGUCGUGGUGUGGCAGUUGCUUGGCGGUCUUUUGUUCCCUAACACAAGUGGGGAUAAAAUACGACUGUAUUUCUUAGAGAUUUUGAAUGGGGACUUAGCGGAUGCCCGUCGAUGGAGUUGGGGAUCGGCGGUGCUCGGGUUCCUCUAUCACUACUUGUGUAAGGGCAGCAAGUGGAAUGCGAGGCAAAUUGGUGGUUGUCUACACUUGCUACAGCUUUGGGCUUGGGAGAGGCUUCCUAUGUUGCGUCCCCAACUUCUUCGGCCCAUCAACCUUGGACAUCUUCCGUAUGGGUGUAGAUGGAUCGGACCCCAUUCAUUUUCGGAGGGGGGAAGACAUGCGUUGCCCAUUUUACGAGACCUCUUAGACCGCAUGAGGGAGAGUCAAUUUGUAUGGACCCCCUAUCCAUUGGGUAAUCUCCCUGAAGACAUCAGAAAUCAAUCCAGGCUUUGGUUUGCCGAGGUUAUGCUCAUUUUUUGCGAUUAUGCGGAGAGGCAUUACCCCGAUCGGUUUUGUCGACACUUCUUUGCCAUUCAGAGAGAGCCGAAACCCACUCUCCAAGGUACAUGCCAUCACACUAUUAGCUCCCGCGCUAGCGCAACUUCCUUAGCAUUGUGGGCGGAACGAGAUAUGCAUUUAUACGAACCUACAUGGCCCCCGCUUGACGGGCGGAAUGUGGCUGAUGGGCAUCGUACGUGGUACGCGCGGACCGGUUGGAAACGUGUCGUGAAUCCUUCGCACGCUACACCCAGGACAGGCUACACCCCUGCGAUACGUGAGUUGGGUGUUACGUUGCAAUGCAUUCAUGAUACCUAUCAGCUCGCUGAUAAUUUGGCCGAUCAUGAGGAUAUUAAAGAUCGGCUAUCACAAUGCGUUAUAGCAUUAGAUGUAGAAGAGGUGCUCCACCAAGGCAUCUUCCAUUACCCAGAUGCUGACUAUGAGCCCGAUCCCAUGCCUCCUCCAAGGCAAGAUCAUCGCGGUUACGUUGUGCCGCAUAUAGAGACAGCUGCUGCGGGAGAUGAAGAUGAAUAUGAAGAAUAUGAAGAAGAUGAGGACGAGAAUGAUAACUAAUCACUUUAUGUAUUAGUAUGUGUUUGUACGUAUACUAGUAAGAAAUUUUAAAUGGGUCUGAAUCCUGAACGGAUCGGAUGAGAUCAUAUGUACCAUAUCCGAUCUGUUUAUUAAAAUACUAAGACGUCCACUUCAUAUUUUUUUUUGAAAGGGAUCUAAUUUAUUUAUUAAUUAAAAAUAAUUUCAUAUUAAUUUAAA